CCCCCCUACCCCGCCUAGCCAAAAAAUCAGUUGUGACGUAAACAUCAUGGCGUUUUUCGUCUUGACGUAGGCUGUUUGCACCACAGGUUAUGUUAUGAUCUGGCUGCUGGCUGGAAAUUAUGGAACUAGUUUCUAGUAUAAUUAAAGUCUAAAAUUAUAAAAUUAUAUCAGAUACAUAUAAUCAUGACUUUUAAUCAUUACUGUUGUGUUCCUCAAUGCAAGUCUUGGGCUAAAAAAAAAAAGCUGACAAAGGAUUGAGUUUCUACAUAUUUCCCCUUGAAACAGGCCCACGGGUUUAUUUGGAAACGAAAAUGGAAAAAGAAGUGUCGAGAAGAAAAGCCUUCUGGAUUUUAAAACUUCGUAUUGGCAAACCAGUCACCAAAUUCAUGAAAGUGUAUUCUCUGCAUCUCAAUUAAGCAAGAAUUUUGUGUUAAGGUAAACAAGCAUAAUGGAUAGUUUUGUGCCCUAGCUUCAUUUUAGGCCUGCUUCUAGGCAUUUAUCAAGUACUACCUAUCUAUUUUUAAAAUGUUUUGUUUGAAAAUAUUGACUGUUUUUAUUAUUUACAGGUGAGAGUACAGGUCUUAGGGCGGGUAUUAUAAAACUGCUUUGACAGUUAACUUUUUGAAUUACAUGUAAUUCCAGAAGUUAACUUUAAGUUACCUCUCAAAGUAGUUUUAUAAUACCCACCCUUAGAGGUACAGGUAGAGGUCGGAUAUUGAAAAAAACAGUUGUACCAUCCCAGAAUUUGCCCUCUUCUAUAGUGAUCCAUAAACCGAGCCAAAAAAUAGAUUCCAUGGGUGCUGAAAAAGUUGCCGAAAGAAAAAGAAAUCAAGAUUCUAGUGAGACUGAUACAAGUAAUGAAUGUCAGAAUGUAGUUAUACUUUUAAUCAAUUAUUAAACUCUUCUCAGAUAGGCAUACAAAUGGCCGAGCAAACAGCAGAACGUGUAAAGUGUUUAUUAAAUUCUAAUUACCAGUAUUAUAUUAUAGGUAGUUCGAGUAAAAAUCAGAUUUGUGGUCAAGUUAUUUGACUUUGUUAAUUUAAUUUUCACCUAUUUAUAAAUAAAAAUAAAGAGUUAUUUAUAAAAUGUUUAUUUAUUUAUUACACAUACAAGUUAUUCAAAUACAGACAUUAUAAGGGAGAUCCAUACCAGCCUUGAGACCCUUUUGGCAAUGUCCUAUUGUAGAAAGUUUACAAAAAUAUAAGAAAAAGAUCCGGUUAGGCUGUUGUAUAGAUAUAAUCAUUUCGGGUCAGAUAAACGAAAUAGAUUAUAAUGAAUUUUGGCCUGCAUCAUCACGAGCAGCAUUAUGGGUGAAAAUUAUUACCCAGUGUAAAACUUUCGAGAACAGUGAAUAAAUAAGUCGAUAUUGCAUUUGCAGCACAUUGUUCUUCCUCGGCUGCUACAGUACAUCGUUUUUUUUACGUUCAGGAAAAGUGUUUCAAUAAUGAUGCAGUCCAUAAUACCUUAUAUCAUUAUUGACUCAAAAAUCACUUGCUGCAGCCCGAAGCAUAUUCUCCUGUAGCGCAAGGUGGUACUUUAUAUUUCCUCGGGUAUGUCUGAAAAUAAAAAUAAAGUUAAAAUUGUAUGAUUUCCCAAAAAAUUGUUAAUUCUACUCUACCUGUGAUAUAUUUCCCAUUCGAAUAAACAAUUUCUGCACUAGCACAAAAGUUGCCUAGUAGAUAAGUCAAAACCACGUUCCUCAUCUGCUGAAUCUUAGUCAGUGAGCUCUUUGCUUUCUGUGUGGGCUCGAUAUAUUAUGCCAUCAACAUUUUCAUUAUCAUAAGCAGUAUUCAAAGCUUCCUGAUGGCUAAUUCCACAAACAAAAUGUAAGUAGGACAGCUAAAAAUGUCAGCUUCUGCCCAGGCCCAUAUGCCAUAUGGGACAGUAAUAUUUACAAGAAUAUAAUACAUAAACAAACAAUUUAUGCUCGAAUAGGAAUAUGUUAUAAUAAUAUGAGAAAACCCUAAAAACAAUUAAAUAGUAUAGAAUAAAUUAUCUUAUAGUUAUUAUACUUACAUCAAAGAAAUGUAAACAAAACGCCGCGUAAUUCUCCUAGGGCUCCAUUAAAUCAUACAUGCUGAAAACGUGUAAAUAGGCGGAAUGACGAAAGCUAGCCAGAUAUCGCGCUUUACCCGCUAUAAUGGUUAAUCAAAAUCAAAAUAAAAUAUUUUUCAUGACAAAUUAUAAAUUUAUAAAACCGCUGGCGCAAACAGCUGGCGACUUUGUUAUGACGUCAGCAGUGGUUGGAAACAGUUGAAAACCAAUAUGGCGGCAAUUACCCAAAAAGGGGCCGAUAAGCACUCCUUAGUAAGUUUAUUCUCCUUGAAAACUUCCAAGUGUGAGAUUGAGGUUAUGUACUAUAUUUUGUUUUUUUUUUCUUGUUAUUGAUUGAUCUAAACAAAUUCGAAAGUUUCGUGAAAAAUAUUGAAAAUUAUCCUAUAAAAUGACUGCACGCGCAAAAUCUGGACCUUCGAGGAUAGAAGUGGAAAUAGAAAAGAACAGGGAAGAAGGGAACUGGCUAAAGGUCAUCGAAUUGGCCCAACAGCUCAAGGAUAAAGCAAGUGAAUUUGUAUGUUUAUCUGAUUUUCUCAUUGGUGAAGGCAAAUUGGAAAAUUAUUUGGAAGAAUGGCCACUCACAGAACAAAAUAUGCACAGAGCCAAAUUAGGACUGAUAGAUGCCAAAAGGUAUCUCAAUAUGGUUAUUAACGAUGCAGGGAAAAAGGCAGGAGUUUAUAUGGACGCACAUUUACUAUUAGGAAAAACUAAUUAUGCAUGUGGUCAAUUUGGUGAUGCAUUGAAAAACUUCAAAAUGGCAGAUCUGCAGAAUUUAUCUGAAAAACGAUUACCUUUACGAAGCUUAAAGAUUGUAGCUGAAUCAUAUGCGAUAAAAGGUUUGUGUCUGCAAAAAGAUACAACAGCUUCUAGCAAAUUUAAAAAAGCUGAGAAAGAGGAAGAGUUGGCCAGAUGUUUUGAAUUAGCUUCAGAUUUAAGUUUGCUCUAUAUGCAGAAUUUGGAAAGGGAAAUUAAUGUUGUAUCAACAGGAACAACAGGCAGUCAUUCCCCUCAGCCACCAGGACAGCAAAAAACCCUCGGAGAAGUUCUAGAACAGGCUUUGCAAGCUGCUCCAUCAGCUCUAUUGCAGCAAGGAAAAGCAGAUCAGGCACUGGAAAGAUAUAGGAAUACAUUAUGUGCAGUAGAAUCAUCAGGUGUUCAUAAUUUAAGGCUGAAAUUUUUCACUAAACUAGCAGAAAUUCUUUUACAAGGACUGGUGGGGGAAAAAUAUGUGGCUCCAAUUAAUAAUACCUUAAAAACCUCCUAUUGGAUGCCGAAAUAUUAUGCUUCUUUAAAUCAGUUUAUACCCAGAUGCGAUUACGAAGAGGUAAUCCUAGUUUUACUGGUGGCCGAAUCGAUGGCAGUGAGGAACGCCGUUUUGUCUCAGAGUCCUGAGUUUAAAGAAAUCAGACUUAGUGUUGGUCAGGACGCUACUGCGGUUUACGAUUUGUUGACCGUCGCUACUGUGCGGUGGGGACAAGUGGCUUUAUUGCAAGAGUCCUUAGAAAGAUCAAUGAAAUUCUCCUUUGAAGAUCCUCAUUUAUGGAAGCAACACGCACUGGCGCUAGUGUCAAUUGGAAACUAUGAACACUCCUUGUUAGUAUUAAGAGAAGUGAUUAGACUGGAACCAAACAAUUCCAGCAAUUGUUUGUUAGCAGCUAAAAUUUGCUUCGAACAUUUAAAUUUGUCUGAUGAAGGAAUUGAGUUUAGCAUCCAAGCAAUAGAAAAAGAAUCGAGCAAUCCUUCAGGCAUUUUGGGUAGGUGUCAUCUUUAUGCAGGUAUUGGCUAUCAUUUAAGAGCCGAAGCUAGUAUUCUCAAAAAAGAGAAGGAAACUUUCUGUUGCAGAGCUUUAGAUAAUUUAAAAAGUGCCGUAGAAUUAGAACCCAACGACCACCUAACCAGGUACUUCCUAGGUCUACAAUUGGCCAUAAUGGGUCAGAUAGUGGAAGCUCAAAAUCACAUUAGAACCGGUUUGGUCUUGCAACCUGAACAUUCAUCCACGUUGCACUUAUUGGCUCUCAUUCUAACUGCAGAACGUCAAUAUAAAUUGGCCUUGACAUUAGUCGAAAACGCGCUGGAAGAAUACCCAGACUGUUUGAAUUUGUUGUACUUGAAAGCCCAUUUAGAAUUGCACGAAAAAGGCGGUGAGGUCGCAUUAAUAACAGCAAAACAAAUGUUGGAAUUAUGGAAAAAUCUGUACGAAAGCCAGACAAUUUCGGAUAUGCCCGAAUGUGAUCGCAAAAGUGAUACUAGGUCAGUUUUCCAGCUGUACACAUCAGAAAUGUCAGACAAAGAUUCCAGUUCUCUUCAAUUACAAAAUACUGCAGCCAGCCGUGUGGAACAAGCACUAAGCGAAGUGGCCAGUUCAAUGAGUAGUUUCAGUCCGCGUCCAGGGCCUCAAAGGGCGUGGAUGUUGCAAGUAGAAGUUUGGCUUCUCUUGGCCGAACUUUAUUUGUCUUUGAAUCAACUAGCUGACGUGCAACAGUGCAUUCAGGAAGCCAUGCAAAUUUAUCCCUUGAGCCAUCAUAUUAUGCAUAUGAAAGGGCUAUUGCAUAUGCGCAAAGAGGAAUGGACGGAGGCUAAAGUAUGUUUUCAAAAUGCAGUCGCCAUCAAUCCGCUGCACGUCAAAUCUUUACAGCAGCUGGGGUUGGUCUAUCACUAUUUGGGCUUGCAAGGACUGGCCGAAACGACGCUCAGAGAGGCUGCUAAAAUUGAACCACAUAAUACUGUAACAUGGUAUAACUUGGGAAAAGUUUUAGAAGCACUGGGAGAAUAUGAAAAGGCGAGCAACGCCAUGGCUACUGCUUUAAUGGAAGAAAAAAAUAAUCCAAUUUUACCAUUCAAUUCUGUACCCUUAUGCUUUGAAUAAGGUACAGAUUGAUAUGGGUUUAACUUCAAGUCCUAAAAACUGUCUUAAACUGAAUCGUUAAAAUAAACUUUGCAUCAAAAAGUAAUGCUUACAUAAAAUAAUUUUCCUAAAAAUAUUGUUGUAGCAAGUAAGUAACAUUAUUCGAAUUCUUUUAUUUGUUUAUAUUGUAGGUAUUGUUGAAAGUAAUUUAUUUAAAGUAGAAGUUAAUAAUAGUUAUGUAUUAAGGUUUUAAGCUAUACAUAUAAGGAGGUAUCUGGUGUACAUACUGAAUUAGCUGAAUAAAAAUUACAAAAAACAAACAUCAAACUUGAAUAGUUGAAGACUGGAAAAAAAUACGACUCGUUGAAAUAGUUAUUUAUGCAACAAGUGUGUAAAGUGACAAUCACAUGAGUGAAAAAAGGUGCUUUACGCAAGUAUUGCAUACAAAAUUUUUUCUACUACCAAUCAAAUAUGUGUACAAAAAUAAAUUUAGUCAAAUACUUUACGCACUAGUGCGUAAAGAAUUUUCAUUUUACGAACUAGUGCGUGAAGUGAUUUACCAGAAAAAUGCCAAAUUGACAGUGUCGACAUCUGUCAUUGACAUUAUUUUACGCACUAGUGUUUGUUGAAGUGAAUUACUUUACGCACUAGUGCGUGAAGUGAAAUAUUACGUCUUCUGAAUAGCGCGUAAAGUGAGUACUUUACGCAUGGUAGUAGAAAAAAACCUUUCCAUAUUCGUUCGACUUGAGACAACAAACAGCAUUUGUAUAUUGUGGGUGAAAAGUGUCCUUUUCUGCACUUGUUAUAUGUAUGUACAGUGUGUCCACUUAAGUUCAUAGCACCUUUUUAUUAUCAAUUUUACAAAAAAAAAGUUAUUCUUUAUAAAAGUUUUUGCUUCUAUUUUUCAGAAAAUUGAAGAUAAAAAAGUUUCCCAUAUGCUGCAAAC
Molecule: messenger RNA, 5846 nt
Organism: Ceutorhynchus assimilis (cabbage seed weevil)
Lineage: Eukaryota; Metazoa; Arthropoda; Insecta; Coleoptera; Curculionidae
Source: the annotation of a GenBank genome assembly